AUGUCCGACCACAGCGAGCUACAGCAGGAAUUGAAUGCUGUGGCUCGAGAGAAUGCUCAGAUGGAGCGGGAAUUAUGGAGUAUGCAGAAGCUUCAUGAAGCUAUGCAGCAGGACCUGCUGAAGGAGCAGAGCAGGUCACAUUCGCUUCGCAAUGAACUGCGACGCUUGAAAUCUGACGAUGUUGUGGGCAGCAUGAUUGAAGCACCACGUGUCCGCGCUGCUGGAGGCGCUAUUCCAGGCAGCGAGGAAUUGAAUGCUGUGGGUCGAGAGAAGGCUCAGAUGGAGCGGGAAUUAUGGAGUAUGCAGAAGCUUCAUGAAGCUAUGCAGCAGGACCUGCUGAAGGAUGCAAGCUUCCAGCAGCACGGGCAUGUGGUGCUUCCAUCACGCUGGAUGCAGACAUCGUCAGAUUUCAAGCGUCGCAGUUCAUUGCGAAGCGAAUGUGACCUGGUGCAGCGCUCGACUGACAGCUUGCAUCCUGGAAAUGAUGCAGGGAGCACCUGA
Messenger RNA from Symbiodinium pilosum, 501 nucleotides. NCBI's taxonomy places the organism in Eukaryota, Dinophyceae, Suessiales, Symbiodiniaceae. The record is from the annotation of a GenBank genome assembly.